Molecule: messenger RNA, 7363 nt
Organism: Pangasianodon hypophthalmus (striped catfish)
Lineage: Eukaryota; Metazoa; Chordata; Actinopteri; Siluriformes; Pangasiidae
Gene: megf11
Product: multiple EGF-like-domains 11
Exons: 16
Coding region: 393-2375 (660 amino acids)
Cellular component (GO): membrane
Molecular function (GO): protein binding; scavenger receptor activity
Source: RefSeq, a predicted model, not a curated record
GGGCCGCGCGCUUGAGCUGAAGUGGGGAAGCGGACAGCGCUGUGCUGCUGUUGCGGUGUGCGCAGCCUCUUCAACAAGCUCCACAGUGCUCUGCUCACACAGCCUCUCUUCUCGAUUUAAAACCCGUAUGACAAACUUAAAUGGCUAUUUCUUUGCUGUUAAAAACAGAGAACUAAAUUGUAUACGAGAAAGCGGAGACUAAAAUUUCACGCACGACGCCCGCGGAUGGACGGACGGUGAACGACGGCUUUGAAAACAGGGACAAACCGUGAGCGUUCUGAGGUGCAUUCCCUCAGUAGUGUAAUCUGGUCUGAAGUAGUGGAUAUACUGUGAGAGGCCGUCCCCAGCCCCAGGCACAAACGUGUAUAUAACCACAGGUACAAGGAGUGGUCAUGGGGCCUAGGCACUCCCCGAUUCUAAUCCAGCCUGUGCUGGCUGUAUUGGUGCUCAUUAUGAGUGUGUGCUGUCUAAACCCGGAUGACCCCAACGUCUGCAGUCACUGGGAGAGCUAUGCAGUGACUGUGCAGGAGUCAUACGCACAUCCUUUUGACCAGAUCUACUACACCAGAUGCACAGACAUACUCAACUGGUUCAAGUGCACCAGGCACAGGAUCAGCUACAAAACAGCAUACCGGAGAGGGGUACGGACUAUGUACCGUCGCCGCUCCCAGUGCUGCCCAGGCUACUUUGAGAGUGGAGACUUGUGUGUCCCUCUGUGUACCGAAGAGUGCGCCCAUGGCCGCUGUGUGUCCCCUGAUACGUGUCAGUGUGAGCCGGGCUGGGGAGGACUGGACUGCUCCAGUGGCUGUGAGAGUGGCUACUGGGGACCUCAUUGCAGUAACCGUUGUCAGUGUCAGAACGGAGCCCUGUGUAACCCCAUCACUGGGGCUUGUGUCUGCACGGACGGCUACCAGGGCUGGCGAUGUGAGGACCCCUGUGAGCCUGGCUACUAUGGCAAGGGUUGCCAGCUGCAGUGCCAAUGUCUUAACGGAGCCACCUGUCACCACGAGACAGGUGAAUGCAUCUGUGCCCCUGGGUAUAUGGGUGCUGUCUGCGGUGUGCGCUGUCCCUCCGGCAGUCAUGGGACCCAGUGUGAGCAGCGCUGCCCCUGCCAGAAUGGUGGAACCUGCCACCACAUCACUGGAGAGUGCUCAUGUCCAGCUGGUUGGACCGGGUCUGUGUGUGCCCAGCCCUGCCCAUUAGGCAAAUUUGGCAUCAACUGCAGUAAGGACUGCUCGUGCCGUAAUGGGGGACUGUGUGACCACAUCACUGGACAAUGCCAAUGUAUGGCAGGUUACACUGGCCGCAGGUGCCAGGAGGAAUGCCCUGUCGGUACAUAUGGCCAGCAGUGUGCCCUCCAUUGCGACUGUCAGAAUGGGGCCAAGUGUUACCACAUCAACGGCGCCUGUCUAUGUGACACAGGCUUUAAAGGACCUCAUUGCCAGGAGAGAUUCUGCCCCCCAGGGUUGUACGGGCUUAUAUGUGACAAAUACUGCCCCUGUAAUACUACGAAUACUUUGAGCUGUCAUCCUCUGUCAGGGGAAUGCUCCUGUACAGCAGGGUGGACUGGUCUGUACUGCAACGAGAUGUGUCCUCCGGGCUACUAUGGUGAGGGCUGCAGUUUGAAGUGCCAAUGUGCUAAUGGAGCAGACUGUCAUGGGGUCACUGGGGCCUGCAUCUGUGCUCCUGGCUUCACAGGAGAAGACUGCUCCCAGACAUGUCCUUCUGGAUUUUAUGGAACUAACUGCUCAUCUGCCUGUCACUGCCAUAAUCAAGCCUCCUGUUCUCCCAUUGAUGGCUCCUGCAUUUGCAAAGAGGGCUGGCAGGGUGUGGACUGCUCCAUCUUGUGCUCCAGUGGAACAUGGGGUCUCGGCUGUAACCAGACCUGUAUGUGCGUAAACGGGGCUGCCUGUGACCCCAUCGAUGGCUCUUGCUCCUGCACACCAGGCUGGAGGGGGAAGCACUGCCAGCUGCCUUGCCCUGAUGGCACCUACGGGCUGGAGUGUCGGGAGCACUGUGACUGUAAUCAUGCCAACGGAUGUGAUCCCAUCAGUGGCUACUGCCUCUGUUUGGCAGGAUGGACUGGUAUCCACUGUGACAGUGUCUGCCCUCAGGGCUUCUGGGGGCCAAACUGCUCCAUGACCUGCUCAUGCCAGAAUGGAGGCUCAUGCUCCCCUGAAGAUGGCACCUGUGUGUGCGCUCCGGGCUACCGUGGCACAUCCUGCAAAAGAUUCUGUUCUCCUGGGUUCUAUGGGCAUCGCUGCAGUCAGACAUGCCCCCAGUGUGUGCACAGCACUGGCCCAUGCCAUCAUGUUACAGGCCAAUGUGAAUGCCUUUCUGGAUUUUUUAGCCCACUGUGCAAUGAAGGCAAGUAGCUCUUCUUUCCUUCUUCUCAUUUUACCACUGCUUCACUUUCUCUCUCUAGAGUAAUGUAUCUUGCAUGUAUCUUGUGUUUAAUCUGCCUCUGAUCUAGCUGAUGCAAUGACUGUUCAUACACAUCCAGUUUAUUACAAAGGAUGAUGACAGCUUUUGAUACAUAACUUUAAUGAAGCGACAUUGUGUUAAAGCUCAAAUCACCUGCAGUGGGGCAGAUUAUGUGAAAAAUUAUAACAACAUUAGGGUGAUACAGUUAAUGAUCAUCUUGCACUAUGCCAUCCCCAGACUGGUACAGUAUGGCACUCAGUGGGGAGUGGGGUACGGUACUCAUUUGUGGCACAGCGAGCUGACUCCGCUUAUCCAUCGCACUGCAGAUAAUUGGCAUUAUCACUGACACUGACAAAUAACCUUCAGAGGAAAUCUGAAUAUUGCUGAGGCCAUUCUUUCUGACUGAGACAAACAGUGAAGCAUCAGAUCAAUGCCGUGGUUAUCCUGUUCAAUGCUCUUGAACAAGGGAGAGAAAAGAAGACAAGCAAGGUUGGUGCAAUAUACAGUAGCCUUUUCACAUUUAGUUUUAAUUGAGUCAGAAAAGCCAUAAAAGUUUAGCGAUUUUUUUUCUUUGCUUGAGCACACAUAAUUGAACACAUGGGCUUGAUAAUUAGAUUACAGAAGGUUAGAUGAGAACCACAACUGAAACCUUCUCUGUUAGGGCACUAAUACAUUUUCUUUAUCUCUCUCAGUCUGUAGCUCUAACUUGGUAGCUUCGUUUCCUUUUUAAGCUCUCUGGGUUCAUUCUCUUCCACUCAGGAUGUUUGUGCACUUAUGCAUUGCUAAUAAGUGGUGACAAAGGAUUAUUUCCAAAUGAUUAGUCAGCCAGUGUUGUCAAGUUACUCAGUAUGGCCACUGCAAUCUUGUUAUCAGCUGAGACACCAGUCCAUCAGAUGAUGUGAGACUAGGUCUGAAUAGUCUGGCCAAAGACUGGACAAAAGAAAUUAUCUGCCAGAAUAAAGCUACAAAGGGGAAUAACCAGACUACUAACCUGGAGCAUUAACUAAACAUAUUCAUGGCCACACAUAGCUCAAUUGGCAUGGCUGUGCUGUGUAUACAGUCAACAAUGAAAUCUUGUCACUCGUUGUGAAAGGCAGGGCUAUUUUUCACUAUUAAAGCCCUGUCAAUUAUUCAGCAUCACACUCUUAGUGAAUAUAAAUCAAAUGAAAUUGAAGUACUUAGGCAUUGUAACAUUAUAUGCCUUUUGUUAAGGGGGAGGGGAAAUAUAAUCUUUAGCUUUUUUGAUCUGUCAACUACUUGGCAAUGAUAAAAUAUUUCACAAGUUAUUAAUAAAUCAUUCCCCCUUUCAGCAUUUGAAGUCUAUGUUUUUUUAUAGUGCAUUAGGAAAGCCUUUGUAAAUUUUAUUUCAUUAAACUAUCUUCCUGGUAGGAUACUAGGCCACUGGUGAGCCAUGCCAAACUUUAUAUUCACCUUAGAGCUUACUUAACAAGUUAGCUGCCUUGUCAACUAGCCAAAGAUUUCAUAGAGCUUAUAGGUUUCAGGCUAAUGAUUGGGGAUUUUCUCCAUUAAUUCAGCUUGGAACACUGUGCUCAAGGACAGAAAAAAUGGCACUCACUACAGGUUGUGUCACAGGUUGGUGAGAGCUGGUCUAAUAUAAAGUGUGGAAUUAUUACAUGGUCUUCUUUCAAUCCAAAUUAAUUAAUUUACCAUGCCUAGCUACAUCAGUUGAACAGUGCAGAAGGACUUACAGUUCAAAUAACUAAAAUGAGAAUUUGGUGAUGCCUUUAUAUAACCAUCACUGACAUUUAGUGGAUUUUUGAAAUAACUAAAUUUGGGGAGAAAGACCACAGAUAAAGCUACACAUUUUUCUUAGCUAACUUGCUUUCACAGCACUGUUGAAUUCUUGAACUGAUUGGUCAGGAGGUCUCACAGUAGUGCCAGUUGCAUAGUAAAUUAUUAUUAUUUUUUUUUAUUAACGCACACAAUACAUUGUUGUUUCUAUAAUAGCAACUUAAACAGGAACUUUUAUGGUGGAUGCUCCACAUAAAUGGAUUUAUAAAAGUGUGCAGAUGUUGAAAUAGUAAAUUUUUCUGUAAGAAGACCAUUUGUUUAACAUGUACAGAAGGAGUCGCUGGUGUCAGUGCUUUGUAAGAGUUAUGGGAGAGUCUUCAGAAGAGAGGACUUUGUGCUCUCUAGUUGCUCUGUAACAUGACACGCUAUGUUUAUUUACUUCAAGAGAGCGAAAAAGAGAGGCUGGUGAGGGAAUAACUAUUUAUAACUAUUUUCUGGGGAUAACCAGAACUAACUUGUUUCAUGGACAUUCAUUAACUUUUUUCAUUAAAUUAAAUAUAAUUAAAUUAAAUAUAAGUGUAAAUUGAUAAAAUGGGUCAUUCUUUAAUUAAUAAAAUGCUAUAACUUCACAUCUGGCCACUUCAAACCACCUUUGAUUAUUUCCCUAGAUAAAUAAUCUCAUUUCAUUUAAUGUACCCAUUCAUGAACCAAAAUGGAGGAUGUUUUGUGUAGUUUUUUAUUUGUAAACAACAGAGUAUGCCAUGUUGAGCUUUAAAAAAUAUUUUGUCAUCUGUUUCAUUAAUUACUCAGCUUUUCACCCCCAGUAAAAUAGUCCAUCACAUGAGUGAUGGAAGACCUUUAAAAUUUGUUAAAACUGUAAGACUCUCAACACUUUUCCAAAAAAUUUGGUAAAAUGGCUGAACACACUUUUACUUUUCUCAUUUUAUUGUUAUUGUUGUCUUUGUAAAUUUGGUAAACUUGUCAAACUGAUACAUUGAUCAUUAAUGUAAAGCAUCAAAAAUACUCCUCCUUUGAAUUUCAUUUUAAUGUUGAACACCCCUGACCGCACAAUUUUUACAUCACACCUACAAAGUGCAUGAUGUUCCUCUAGUUUUGACUUCUCUAUGCAGUAAAACUGAACAGUCCUUUCAGCAGGAAAUUUUGUUGUUAUCUGGGCUGUUUAGCUGCUGUUUGCUAAAUAGCAUCCAUUGUUGGAGUUUUAGUCCACGAAAUAAGCAUUAAUCAACAUUCAGAAUUGGUCAGUUAUGCUGAGUGGAGCUAAAUAGGUUUCUGAUCCCAGUGUUUCUGUGAACUUUUGUGGCAUGCUUUAAGCGUUUAAAAAAAAAAAGUGAGAUUUGUAUAUUUAUGGCUAUGAGACCACAACAAAGGCAAAAAACCUUAGUCUCACAGGUAAACUCCGAGACUUUACAGGUAUGCUAUAGUACACCAUUCUAUUAUAAGAUAUAUUUAUAUUUGUAUUAAUAUUCUGCAAGUGAGAAAACUGGUAUGAUUUGCUCCACACUGUGAUUUCUAUUCUUUGACAGUUGUUUGAAUGAAGGGUGCUACUGCCCUCUUCCACUAUGUAAAGGGAGUAAAUAUUGAUUGUGUGGUAAGAAUACUACAGAAAUACAUAUUUGAUUUAAGUUUUGUUUUGGUCAGUGAAGCAUAUUUCCAACUCAAACUAACAAACUACUUCCCUUUCCACAGCAGCCACCAGAGACUUCUAAAUGAAAUAUACAAUUCCACAUAAUAAUUAACCAGUCUUUUCAUGAAUAAAGGAAAGGCAAUGAGCAUAUAUAGAAUUCACUUUCAUGGCUUUCAGAGCUGUCUCAUGAAUAAAUGUUUAAUAUGUUAAAGCAGAAAAAGGAUAGACUCUGGGAAAGAGGCCUAGAAAAAAACUGGGUUAAUUUGUCUAGAUCAUAAUUACUGGAAGAGAGGUAGGGCACAGGAGAACUGUAGUUCAGUCAGUGUUGGUGUCUUCGGCUCUGCAGUACUGUGUCCAUGAGAGCUCUAAUGAAGCUCUGACAGGCAGGAGGAUGAUGCCGAGAAGAAGAGACUAUACCCCUGAAACAAGAAGGAGUGAGUCCCUCUGGCUAAUAAGGGUCUGCUUUGAGGGAGUUGAAAGAAGCUUUUUCUUAAGGAAGGCGGUCCGUGGAGAUAUGAUUAUUAAAAUAAGCCACUGUCACAAAGAUUUCAUUUUAACUUUUCUUUAAAGGAGACACCUUAUCUGAUUCCUCUGUGCCAUCCCAUAUUUCCUACACAGCACAGGCGUCUGUUUACCACCUAGCGCUUUCUCUCCUUGUCUUUGGUAAGGGGUAAAGAUUGUGCUGUAUGUACCUGAUUAAACUCCCCUGUCCUCCUCCCUCAAAAGAAACGAGAGAGGGGUAGUAAAGACCUGAUAGAACUUUAAUCUGAAAUGAAAUCUCUAAAUGAGUCAAAUGUCAGAAGGCAGCUGAAAUAUUCAUUUUAUUAAAAAUGUACACAAGUUCUAAUUUUAAUUCCAUGGCACAUCAGUCCUCUUUGUUCUUGUGCACAGUGAAUAGGCACAGAUGGAUAAAUGGGGAGUCUGAUAGAUGUGCAUGGUCUGCUCAAACAGGCUGUGAAUCCAUAUCCCUCACUCCUUCAUUCUCUAACAUCAAAUGCCCUGACUCUCAGAAAUUUCACCUGGAUUAGUGUAGCACAUGAAGAGUUAAAUGUAGUUGUGCUGAUAGAUUUGAAUAGUUUAAGCUUCUAUCACUGCAGUGAAAUCUUCCACCCUGCAAAGUUUAUUUAAAACUAUGGCUUCAUAGUUCACAUGCAAGGAGCUAAUAUUCAGAUAGACAGUAUCUUGUGUGUUAAAUUAAUUUUGGUUGCCCUCCAAAAACUGGGUUGUACACUUCAGGUUUAAUGAUUAUGCUUUUUACAAGGAGAAGAAGCUAAGGGAUUUUUAAACUUUUAUGCAGGAAAGGAAAAUUUUGUAACUGCAAUAGGCAUAUAAAAGUCUGCAUAUUUCCACUUUACAUAUAUGAUCAUAUAUGGUCAACUCAAGAAUUAUUGAGACCUUUAAAAUGUUAACAUACAAAAUAAACCAUGCACAUGUGUGAUAUUUUGAGCUUAAAAAUAUAGUUUUAUUUUAACACCAUUUUUAAAAAUUAAGGUACCUUCACGGCAUAGUGUUAUACUUGAGUGCAGUGUGCUGAUUGUGUUU